Polyodon spathula (Mississippi paddlefish) is the source of this 1084-nucleotide messenger RNA. RefSeq names its product proline rich 13 (gene prr13). The transcript has 4 exons. NCBI's taxonomy places the organism in Eukaryota, Metazoa, Chordata, Actinopteri, Acipenseriformes, Polyodontidae. The record is from RefSeq and is a predicted model, not a curated record. Bases 123 to 605 code for a protein of 160 amino acids.
CAGGAGGGCAAGAUUCCGGAAGAUCAGGCAGCAGCAGCAGCAGCAGCAGCAGCAGUUCAAGCGGGCACGGUGCAUCGAUACGAGCCUCACCUAGGAGAGCAAAGGAAGAAACCUGUUCUGCAAUGUGGAAUCCCAAUCAAGGUCAACCAGGAGCCUACCCCCCAGGGGGUCCCAUGCCCCCUAACCCUGCCUACCCUCCCCAGGUGUGCCCCCCAGGCCCGGGUCCAAUGCCCCCCCCUGGGAUUCCAGGUCAGCACCCCUACCCUGGCUCUGGAUCCUACCCGGGACCCUACCCUGGGGGUCAGCCCUGUCCUCCUGCUUACCCUGGGGGUCAGCCCUGUCCUCCUGCUUACCCUGGGGGUCAGCCCUGCCCACCUGCUUACCCUGGGGGUCAGGCCCCCUACCCCUGCCCCCCAGGAGGAGUUUACCCUGGACACCCCCCUAGAUGUGGGGAUGACCACCACAAGAAGAAGAAGAAGGACAAAAAGGCUCACAAGGAACAUAAGCACGGAAAACACGGGCAUGGCCCGCAUGGGAAGCAUGGCCCACAUGGCAAACAUGGGAAGCAUUCCUCCAGCUCUAGCAGCAGCAGUGACUCGGACUGAUCUGGACAGAGUGACAGAACCAACUGAAGACAGGCGCCGACGCUGAACUGCACGCAUAGUCUAUACACAAAACCAUACACAGAGACACGAACAGUAAUCACGCUGAGCAGAAGAUUAACAAGCGUAGGCUUGCACUACCCCUGCCAACCAGCAGGGUGCGCUGUCUCGCCCAGUAACGGGCUUUGUUUUAACCCCUGGUUGCCUUACCGUGUGAUUUUUAUAGAAGUGGUUUUGAUAUAUAGGUAGGGGGUGUUAAGCUACUGCAGAAUUGUUUGUUUUAAUAUGAAGUGGGUUAUUAUUAUUAAUGCAUUGGCGUGGGAGUUGAAAAGCCUGAACUGUCCACUGGGAGUCAUAUGGUGAAGCGAACCACACACCUUUAGAUUGACCACCACGCUCACACAGGGUGUCUCCUUUCUGUGAUUUGCUAUUUGUUGCUCAGUUCUGACCUGCUGAAUUAAUAAAGAAAAUCUAUAGCCAUA